UCGUUUCUUCAUCUUGUCCAUCAAUAUGUAAUCCAUCAAACAUUAUUUCCUGGAAUUAUCAUUAAUUUUCGAUAUAAAAUUUCCAAAUUUCAAGUUAAAUCGGUAACUAAAUUAUUAAUAUAAAAAACAAUGUGUAACUGCAAACAUAGUACGGCCAUAGAAGAUCACAGAUGUCCAAUCGAUCCAUCGAUGUCGGUCGGAAGCAGAUGGGAAUCAGGGUACGACGACUCCGAUAACUUUGUAGACUCACAUUAUAGGACAGCACCGAGCAGUUUCAGAAGCGGUAGAUCCUACCGCAUCCCACCGACAGGGGUUGCAACUGUCAUCCCAAACGAACCACAACAACGAAGUAUCGCGGAUACACCAGAACUUGCGGAAGGGGUGGCGAUCGUACGAAGACGACUCGAUUUCGACGAUCCAACGUUUGACGAAAAUGGUUGCGGAUUAUGUUCAAGAAGACAAACACGUAGAUCGGGAAUGACGAGUUCCUGUCCUACGAGAAGUGCUCUAUCGAGAACGAGAAUGACGUCUUGUGGAAAAUGCUCAAAAAUGUGAAGGAAAGUCGAGGAACAAAGAAGAAGAAGAAGAAGAAGAAGAAGAAGAAGAAGAAGAAGAAGAGAAAGAAGAAAAAGAAGAAGAAAAAGAAGAAGAAAAAGAAGAAGAAAAAGACGAAGAAAAAGAAUCGAUAUGGUCGACCUAAAAAUCGUAUAUAGCUGUUAUCUUCUCGGUCGACGGUACAACAAGGUAUAAGUUAACAACCGCGAAUCACCUACAUGGUCGACGUGGAAUCGAAGGUGGCAUACAAGUAGAAAGACGGAGCCGCUGUUUGAAGAUGUUUAAUGCAUGGAGCCAGGACAACGAGAAGAGCGCGAUCUCCUAUGUAUGUAUGUAGGUCACACCUUCUUCUCCUUGGAAUAUGUAAUUCGUAGCCGAGACUACUGCUUUUCGUCAUCUAUCCCAUUGGACCAUGAGACACGACGCAAGUUUUUCUCACGAUCUUCGAUCCACGUCCAGCAAAAUGCAAAUCUUACCGACAAUACUCUCUCCCACACUGUGUCGAGUGAGCGCGUGGCUUGGCGGCAUGCCGCCUGUAUGGAACACGAAAGAGAAGAGAAAAGAAGAAAACAAAAGAAAAGAAAAAAGAGUACGAAGACGGAGGUGAAGGGUAUAUACGUGGUGGCGAAUUUACGUAAUGAAGCGAUCGCCCGGGUGGUCCAGCUCGUAAGACGAGUACGCGUUCCUCAUCGGGUACUCCCCCAUCCUGGUAAUGCUCCCAACAAGGAAGAGAAACAAAGAAACGAAGAGAGAGAAUAUUCACUCUCUCGAAGACGAUUUCGUGGCUCGGACCCGCCGGACCCAACUCGAAUUAAGUACGGCACCGGAAGUACCCUGCUAGUAUUAUGCGUACGACCCACCUACGCUCGCUUUUUUUUUUCUUUUAAGAUUUCUCUUCUUCAAAAUAUCAUCUGUGCUUUCGAUCAAACUGUCAUGUGGACAUCUCUCGUACCAUCGUCGUUUAAACUAUACAAAUAUAAUGAAAUAAAAUUUUCUAAUGGGCAACGCAAUGCACUUAAUAAAGUAACAAAGAUGUUAUAAAAUUUAA
Vespula vulgaris is the source of this 1603-nucleotide messenger RNA. RefSeq lists its product as uncharacterized. Lineage: Eukaryota; Metazoa; Arthropoda; Insecta; Hymenoptera; Vespidae. The coding region runs from base 130 to 555 and encodes 141 amino acids. The transcript has 6 exons. The record is from RefSeq and is a predicted model, not a curated record.